This is a messenger RNA of Xylaria bambusicola, 4002 nucleotides long. RefSeq lists its product as uncharacterized. The coding region runs from base 132 to 3824 and encodes 1230 amino acids. The record is from RefSeq and is a predicted model, not a curated record. Lineage: Eukaryota; Fungi; Ascomycota; Sordariomycetes; Xylariales; Xylariaceae. The transcript is spliced from 2 exons.
UGAAUUAAUAUAAAUGAAUGUGCUUCUCUGUGACCGUGUGACUAUGUUGCGCAUUACUCAAAGUCUUGAGUCUACCGAGCUCCGCGAGUUGUCAGAUUGGAACAGCGAGAGGCCCGGCAGAACUAGCAGCGAUGGAAAUGGAAGCACAACAACAAACGGCUCUGCUUCCCGAGAGUCGCCAUCAAUGCCAGUUCAACCCUCCCCAGGACCUACAAUCAGAAUUCUCGGUUUCCCAGUCUUUCGAUGCAUCGAGAACACAUUCUAAAGAGGCUUCGCUACCAUGGAGACCCUUCUACUUACGACGAUCUGUUCUUUGUGGUUUUACUCUUCUUUUCAUUCUCAUCGUCGUCGCUGUCGAAACUCUGCUCGCUAUAUCUAAUAAGAAUAAAGGAAUAGCCAGUAGCACGUCUAACCUACAUUAUCUAUGGACAUACGGUCCGACAGCCUUCCUCACAGUACUUGCUGCAAUAUGGGCUCGCACUGAGCACCAGAGCAAACUGGUAGCACCAUGGGUUCGCCUUUCGCAGAAUCGUCAAUCCAAGAACCUAGCGCCUGCCUCUCGGACACUGUUACUAGACUACGUGUCUCAGUUCUCGCUAAUUGCCAUUUUCACGUCACUUCGUAAUAGAGACUUCAUUGUUUUCAUUACUAUUGCGGUAUCGUCCAUCAUUAAAGUCAUGAUCGCCUUGUCAACCGGCUUGAUCUUUCUCAAUUCAACCAUCGUCACUUAUGAUUCGUAUUCACUCCUGCUCGAAAGUAAAUUUGUCAAUAACAACGCCAGACUCUCCACAUCAACCACCAAAAUCACCCCCUACAUUUUGACAGGCUUAAGUGAGCGCAAUUUGACGUUUCCUGAAGGCAUUUCUAAGGAAUACGCGUUUCAGUCCUUGAAAACAGACGUACCCAACAAUGUACUAGAGACGCGAGUGAUCACCGACGGGCUGAGAACUUCACUUCAUUGCGAGGCUGCCGAACUUGCUUUAUCAGAGCCUCAGCUACCGUACGGUCGCUUGAACGUCACUAUCUCAUCUGCCGACUGUAAUAUCAAACGGGUGUCUAUUGACAGACUUGACUUGAAUGAAGGUGAAUCAAUAUUGUUCGCGAGAUUCAGCCCUGUCCAAUGUGACGCAGUUGGAGGCGACGAUGGCAGGCGGCUUCUAGUCGCUUUUGGAAAUCUAACCUACGUUCCGACACUGCCUCACUCUCGUUACAUACCGACAAACACCACGGGCGUGAUGCUUCAAAGAUCGACGCAGUUACUCUGCGUGCCAAGCUACGCGAUCAACAAGGUAGAAGUCGUCCACAAUCACACAGACAUGAAGAGCAUAAUGCCUGUACGAGGUGCACCCAGUCGCACGCUUGAGUCCGUCACCGCAUGGAAUUUGGCGGAUGCCCAAUUCGUAACUGCCGCGUCCCGAUUCUCAGCAUCUGUUAUAAGGGCCUCCAUGGUCGAAGUACACGCGGAUCCACCCAUGAUCCAGGCCCUUAAAAACUUCCUACCGUCGGGAUUGAACGUCACAACUCUUUUCGACUCAGUCAAACUGCAUCAGGUUUCCGAAGAAUAUUACCGUCAAAUUACUGCAGUCAUUUCCAAGCAAGCUCUGAUGGAGCCGGCGGUAGAACAUGUCUUAGGUUCUGCCACGCUCAGUGAGAAUCGCCUCACUAUACGUGCUUCGGUUGCCCAAUCACUAGUAGGGCUAGCUGCUGCCUGUAUUCUCCUCAUUGGCAUUGCUUCUUUUGCUGUUCCUAGUGAAGGGCUUCUGCCGUGCAACCCAAGCUCAUUGCUCUCUUCAAUUUUGCUUUUUCGGCAUAGUCACGACUUGAUAGCUCGUUUGCGUGAUUCCGGAGCAUCCGACGACGAUCACCUUCGUCAAUGGCUUAGGAUAUCUACAUUUAGAUCAGAGCCGAGACACGACGUUGUCAGCGGACAAGUCCAUUUCUGUGUGAAUGAAAACAUGAAAGACAAUGAUCAAAGCGAGAAGCAUCGCCCCUUUCCCCAAGCCAGCUCGAAAUUCUACCAUCCUAUCAUUCUCCACCCUGCAUCGCGCUUAGCACUCUGUUCAGUUGUCGUUGGGCUGAUCGUUGUUCUAGAGCUGCUAUUACGCAAGUCUAAUCUGGAAGAUGGUCUUGGAGACGUCAAGGAUGAUAGCAAUCCCUAUUUACACUACACUUGGACCACGCUUCCAGCAGUCGUUUUUGGGGCUUUAUCAAUGGCAUAUUCAGCUAUAGACUUUCAAGUCCGGACGCUGGCACCUUACGUCGCUCUGAAAGGGUAUGUUUCGAAGGAAAGGUUUACGCAACUCGAGCUUCUGGAUAUGGCUAUUCCCACUGCCAUUUAUAAAGAAUUCAAGUUGAGAAACCCCUGGGCUCUUGCCACAACUACAGCCAUCCUCUUUGCUUCCUUAUUCGCCACCUUGUCGGCAUCUCUUUUCCAAGAACUUCCUCUACCUACCGCGGCGCCAAUGAUGCUUCAGGCCAAUCAAUCCAUAUAUGUGAAGAACCAAUAUAUCGAUUUUACAGCCGCCGAGAUAUCAUCAUUGAUCCUCGGCAGCAACUUCACUUUCCCAAGCUUUACGUACAAUGAUCUGGCUUUUCCUCAAUUUGUGACAAUUUCGAAUCAGUCUGAGUCUAAUGCUCACCUCAAUACUUCAGCUAUUUCUAUAUCAGCUGUGCUCCCUGCCUUGCGCCCCCGCAUGGGUUGCCGCUUCCAUGAACAAGCCGCCAUUCACACCAAUCUCACCCUAGGUUACGACAUUAAGAACGACAUCAACAACCCCCUUGAGAUAACUGUUGACGGGGAGGCUUGCGAGUUCCGAAUUUAUGAGCCUCUGGAAGGCCCCAGCGCUCGGAUCGAUACUUAUUCUAACGCGACAUACUUUGGCACAGUUUCCAAUAGUGAUUGGGCCCAUGAUACCGUUCUAACGUGCAGUAACUUCCUCUACAUAUGGGGGAAGCUCGACUACCACGCCGAUCCACCGGUUCAACAUGUUGAAGCUCUGGGUUGCAACGUGACACUCGAAGCCGUCGAUGUCAACACCACCUUCUCGGGCACCGAUCUCCAGAUCGAUCCCCAAAACUCGCCGCAACCAUUGAACGACACGGUGCGAAGCGCAACACUCGACGCCUGGGCCACUUUCGUAGGCGACAUCAGUACCUCAGUGUAUCGAGAUAUCGCACCAAUCGACGUUACUCCACAGGUUCUAGACCAGUUCUUUUCUCCCCUCGUCACUUCUCCUUGGGCUGUACCCAUCUCAAGCCUGGGCGACCCUUCUUCAAGCGAGAGUAUCGCAGAAGCUAUCAAGCUUCAGCAAGGGAUCAUCAUAGCACAGGUUCUCGCACAGAUACGCGUUCCCGCAAACGAGACAAACGUGACCCUUGCAGAGCCAAGGGGCCCCGAUGACAAUGACGCCCGGCCUGUCUAUCUCGCGACUGCGACGUAUCCUGCGGCCCGGCGUCGUGUCGUCCAGGAUGCCGUGGCCACCCACGUCCUGGUAGCGCUGCUAGCCACGACACUCGUACUAUUCAUCGCAGGCUGGAUCGGCAAUCCAAACACAAAUGUUCUGCCACGUAGCCCUACGACCAUUGCGUCCACUGCGGCGCUACUAGCAGGCGGCAAUAUAUACGCCCAUUUGCCAGCUGACGCGCAAUCUCCGAAAGACAUCGCCGCGGCACUAGGGGGUCCAAAGUCGCGCUUCUGGAUGGGAUGGGGCAACCUGCCUGAUGAAGAGGGAAGGUUACAAGGCGGGGAGAACGAAGCUCGGGUUAGCCAGUUUGGGAUUUUCAUAGUGGAUGAAGAGGAAUAUGGAAAGAAUGGUAGGUGGUAGAUAGGCACGCGCGCUUAGACAUGUUUAGAAGCGGCUAUGAGGGUACACUCACACGAACACAUUGAUACCCAUAGAAUAAUAUUCCCUUUUACUGUAGUUCGAUCUUGAUUCUCAAUAACUACUGCCCGUCGUAUGGAUAUUGUGAGCUCAAAGUACAAAUUUGAAUACUAAAUCUCGU